Molecule: messenger RNA, 1541 nt
Organism: Phytomonas sp. Hart1
Lineage: Eukaryota; Euglenozoa; Kinetoplastea; Trypanosomatida; Trypanosomatidae
Source: the annotation of a GenBank genome assembly
UGUUUUUUAAAGGAGGAAAAAGGUUGUAUCUUUACAUUUUGUAAAACAAAAAAUCAAAAGAAUUCGCGAGUAAGCUUCUUGGAGGGUCCUGAUUCUGUAAGUUGUGCUAUAGUACUGCCCAUAUUCACCUGGAGGUCAAAUUUCAUGAGCCUCUAGGGAAAGACAUUUGAAAGAUCACAAUUGACACUUUGACAUCAUUUUUUUUUCUUACUACAAACAGAUGGGCAAAUAUCAAGUGUCAAGGAGUCAAUGAUAAAAACUGCACAGUUAUAUCUUUACAUAUCUUUUUUCACUAUAUCAAGCAGUCUCAGGAUAGCUUUGUUAUGCAUAUGAAUUUGUCAGACAUAUCACAGUGCAGAGGCAUUGAAUAAGGCAGCUGUGCUACCACAGUGGUGUGGUGUACAAGCUCAGUUAUCGGAUCCGAGUUGAACUCUGUGAGAUUUUUCAGGCGCAUCUGCAGAAGGCUGUUUACUAUCGCAAUGCAUCAUUUUCCCAUACUGGUUAAUAAACUCUGCUAUUUCUUAUGGGGCAGUCUACUGUUUUUACAUUUGUGAUUUGAUUACUAUCAAUAUAUUAAGGAAUAAACUAUUAAGACGUUGAUAACACAUUUCUACGUUUAUAACUAUGUGGGUUGUUUAAUCUAUACUGUGGUAUUUAUUUUAACUGUUCUGUACAACCUUCUAUGUAUACGAUCUAAUAAAGUAGAGGUAAGGAGAAUAUUGAAGGGCGUGUUGAUAGGUGAAAGGUAACCUAUUAUAUUAUUAUAUCCAACCCCCUGAAUCAUAAUAUUAAGCCUUUCUGUAAUGAGAAAGUAUGUCAAUUCUCUCUUGAGGCGAAGCGGUACAUGGAAUUAUUCAUACACUACAAUUCUUUCCUUCAGCACAAACAUGUGUCCACAAACACCUCUGUCUUCAUCGUCUAAUGCCUUAACUGGAAACUAUUGCUGUCAAGGUGUUUGUACCUCUUCAGGAUCCCUGGAUAAUUGCCGCUACGAGGACGACCUUUAUAUUUAUGAGUCUAAACUUAGGUCAUGUGCAGCGCAAAGCAGCGUCUCGGUUGAGGCGGCAAAACAACAAAUAUAUGAGUUACGAUGUAUUCGCUCGGAGCGCAGGGCACGUGAUAAAAACAGGCGCCUAUGGUUCUCCAUAAUUCUUUCCAUUCUUUUAUGGAUGUUUAUGAAUGAUCAAGCAAAUCGGUACUCUGCCAUGCUCACUCAUCUUCAAACACAAGAAUAUGCCAAAGCACACCUUCCAGUGAAGUGGGUCAUGCUUAAAUAAUCCUUGUGUAGUUCUUCUAUUCUUUCUUAUUUGGGAUACGGAAGGUAGUUGUAGCAAUGGGAAGACGUUCUUACAAAGGCGUAUGCUUUGGUGUGAUUUUUACUAUCAUUUUUUCUUGUAAAGCGGAAAAACGGGAAGGUCCCCUUUAAUUUCAUGGGAAAGGUAUAGAAUCAUACGUUUUCUGGUACAGAGCCAUACCAAAUUGAACAAAUAUAUUCACAUUGGAGAAAAAAUAUAUAUUAAUGGAAAAAUAUAAGUUAUUUU